Molecule: messenger RNA, 4002 nt
Organism: Arvicanthis niloticus (Nile rat)
Lineage: Eukaryota; Metazoa; Chordata; Mammalia; Rodentia; Muridae
Source: RefSeq, a predicted model, not a curated record
GGAGCAGUCGCCAUUAAGACUAUGGCAUCUCCACUACGGGGAAAGCCUCUCGGAUAAUGAGGGGCUGCCAAAGUUGAGAACAUGAGAAGUCAGAGGACUUAAUGACUUAGUUCUCCCAUAACCUCCUCUUCAAAAAAAAAAGUAUAUUCCUGAGAAGGAAUCGGUGAAGUUUCCACGGCUGUGGUACAAGGAUUUGGAGUUCUGCAUCAACCUACAUUAACGUGUAUCAUUGUAUUCCAGGAUUCCAUUCAGGAUACGUCAGUGAAUUUAGUCAUCAUUUCUCUAUAUUCUCAUCUACAAGGACAGUUCCUCAGUCUUCAUUGGACAUUACAAGGUCAACAUAUUUGAAGAUUACUGGUUCAUUAAGAUGGACACCAAGGAACUGCCCACACUGUUGGAGCUCGCUAUACAGUGUCUAUUGAGUAAUGAGCAUGUAGCAAUUCAAGCUCUGGAGGAGAUCCCAAGGGAGCUUUUUGUUCCAUUGUUCACUGCUGCCUUCACGGGUAGGCACAAGAAUACACUGACAACAAUGGUGAAGGUUUGGCCAUUUACCUGUCUCCAUAUUGGGUCAUUAAGCGUGCAGGAACCCCAGCGUGAACUCCUGAAAGCCAUGAUUGAGAGUCUUCAGUUUCUCCCUGCCCCAAACUCUGCUUCUAGGAGCCCUAAAUUGAGGAUCCUAGAUUUAAGGCAGGAUGUUGGCUGCAAGACUGUAUGUCCCGACAUCAUUACUAAAUCAACCAUUUGUUUACAUUCUUGUGCUUACUCUGAGCACUCUAUCUUCAAAACUGAAGGCCACGAGAGUCUUCCAAGUUCCAAGCCUGAGGCUCAGCCCUCCAGGAUGGCUAUGGAAUUGCUAGUGGACCUUUCCCUUGAUGGCACCUUGAGGGAAAGUGAUUUUUUUGCUUUGCUGCUGAAAAAAGUAGAGCAGAGCCAAGGCUCUCUGCACCUGUGCUGCAGAGAUUUGCAAAUUAAUAGUUUGCAUGAAUGUAGAAAUGCCUUGAGCCACCUGGAUCUGAAAUGUGUUGAUCACCUGGCAAUUGAUCAGGCUUCUCUUAGUGAAGUCACCAACCUUCUAGCUCAUGUGAUACAACUGGACAGAGUUAGUCUGUCUAAAAUCACUUGUAGGUCUUUGAAUGGGAGAACCUUUAGAAACUUUAUCACCCAACUGAGGCGUAUGGAUCACCUAAAGGAGCUCAAUUUGUCUUCAUUCUGCCUCACAGAUCAUCUUGAAAAUGUCCUGAGAGUCCUACCCAAUGGUUUGGAUUUCUUGUAUCUGCCAUUCUGUGGACUUUCUUACAGCGACUUCAAGUUUCUGUCUGAGUGCCCUCAAGCCAGCCAUUUAAAGCUGCUGAAUAUCAGCAACAAUCCAAUGUAUUGGGAAGAUUGUGAGCCAUUUUACUAUCUCCUGCAGAACAUUUCCAGCACCUUGCAGCAUCUGGCAAUUAAUCAUUGCCUUUUAACAGAUUCUACAAUGUCUGUUCUUAUCCCAGCCCUAACCCGCUGUUCUCAACUCCGAGUUCUUAGCUUUUCUUCAAAUCCAAUUACCAUGCCUAUGCUCAUGAGAAUUCUUGAGCUUUUAACACCAUUGACGGAGCUUAAAUAUGUGAUUUAUCCAAUCCCCGUGCAUUGCUAUGGGAGGUGGCAUUUUCAAGGCAGUUUAGACCGACAAAAGCUUGCUGAUGUGCAGACACAAUUGAAAUUAAUGCUACAGGAGGCAGAGAGGCCUGACAUGAAUUGGAUCACUUACUCUGAUUAAAUUACACUACCCAACACAAUUUCAACAUCCUAUGUUCCCUUCAAGUGCUAAUUUUUUUUAAUCCCAUAGACAGAAUAUAUGUUUUUUUUUUAAAUACAGUUGAUAAGUAUAGGUGUGUAACUGAUUUCUAUAGAGAACAACUUACAAGAAAAUGGAGGUCUUUGAGAGUAUCUUUAACUAUUUACUGUUCUUGAUAGCAUUUCAUCUGACCAACUAAAAUUUUUAGGUAGAGGAUAUGGAAAGAUUAUGUCAUGAAAUACCAACACCCUGUCCUCACUGAGAUUUACCUAUGGAUACUUAGUACCAGUUGUGACAAUCUAACCUUUCCUGGAUGUGUUUUUGGAAGCAGAUGGUUAUUGAAACCAACACUUUUUAUUGUGUACAUUAUGUUAAGCUUCUAUAUUUGAGCAUCUGAAUCUGAAUCUAACAGUAAGAAAAAAAUCUGUAACUACUACCAUUAAGUGGCUUAAUUUUUAUUCCAUACUCAUAGAUUAAGGAUUAGUUUGGGAUAUUAUUGUAGACAGCAAGAAUGAAAAGACAAAACAAAUCAAACCACUUCAAACCACUCAGAGACUGAACAUUUCUGUGGUUUAUCAGUUGUUAGUGCAACUAGAAAGGUGUUUUGCACUCUUAGACCCCAAGCUUUAUCUUUCUUAUUCUUGAUACAUAUUCUUUUCAAUACAAAGUGGACGUUAUGAUGUUGGAUCACCUCAGUGGAACUCAGGGAUUCAAUGUUACCAUCUUGGAGGCAUCUUCUCACAUCUGUUUGAUGUCUACCUUCUGUCAUCCUGCAAAAUGCCUGGUAUAAUAGGCUGGUAAGGAAGAGAAGUUUGUUUCCUUGAUUUAGACAUUUCACUAAGGUCGUUUGGGCAGCACUGCUUUGGUGCUUUGGCAAGACAGAACAUGGUAAAGAGCUUUGGCAGAGGGAGAUCCUUUCAACUCAAGAAGUCAGGGAGCAGAGAGAGGAGAAGUCCUCACAGAGCCUUUGGGAGUGUGAUUAUGCUGAUUUGUAUCCUUGAACUAGCCUGCUAUAAAGAUUCUACCACCUACCCUGGAGCCAUUCUUGAACUAGCCUGCUCAAAAAUUUCAACUGCCUGCCAUAGAACCAUCAGCUUGAGACCAAUAUGAACUUGGAAAGACAUUUAGGAGCCCAGCCACAGCACUGACUGUUAUUCCUUUAGGUGAUUUUUUCUUUAUCACUAGUUCCUUCAUGUUAUACCUGACUCAGUUUGAAUAAUCUGCUGAUUUUUUCUACCAACUUUUCCACAAUUGCUAUAAUAUUGUGUAGCAAAUACAUACAUGGAGUUGUUUAUAUUUGAAACUCCAAAUAUGAUUACCCAAAGUAGAAAAGCAUGUACUUUGCUCAAGAUAUAGUGUGAAAAAAGCAUAUAAACUCAAUAAUUAGAUUGUGUUUUUGUUAAUGUAUUGAAAAGUUAAUAUACUACAUAGCAAAAACAGAAAAAGUGCAUUAAAUUUAGUUUCUUCCUGUCACAUCCUGAAAUGUCAACACCACUGGAUUUUAAUGACAGACAAGUUUAAUGAAAAAACUCAUUAGUGCAGUAUUGUUUUUAUAAAUAAACAAAACUGCAUUUUAAAAAUCUAACAAAAAUAUGAAUAACAAAUGUCUAAAUUGCUUCAAGUUUGAAAUUAUACUGGAUUUCAGAUCAACUAACUAAAACUAUGGUUAAAAGCUACAGAAUUUUGUUUAUAGUUCUUACAUGUCAAGAUGAUACUGAACUAUAUUUUGGAGACACAAAACACUAAAAUUUCUCUAAAAAUUAACAUUUGUGUUGAUUACAUUUAUGUGUUAAAAGAUUAUCAAAUUCAAGAAGAAAUUUCAACUAACUAAAACUAUGGUUAAAAGCUACAGAAUUUUGUUUAUAGUUCUUACAUGUCAAGAUGAUACUGAACUAUAUUUUGGAGACACAAAAAACUAAAAUUUCUCUAAAAAAUUAACAUUUGUGUUGAUUACAUUUAUGUGUUAAAAGAUUAUCAAAUUCAAGAAGAAAAGUAAAAGCAACGUACAAAAUUCUGGCUUAUGAUUUGUUAACAAAGCAUUUAAUAGACUUAAAGCAAGAAUGGAGAACUAAUGGCAUUCAUGUUUUUCAUAUUGCUUAUAUGAUAAAACACAGAAUUUUAAAAAUUUACUCAAAUGACAAAUGUAACCAGCAAAUGUUUUAUAAUGCUUCCUUGUUAACAUCACAUUAUUUUGGCAUCUUUUAUUAAAUAAAAUGUUACUAAAAUUU